AUGAAAUCAUCCCCACUCCUCCUCAUCCUGCUCCUAUUGUGCCUCACCACCCCUACCUUAUCAGCCCCCCAAAUAAACACCAGAUCAUCAUCAUCAUCAUCAUCAUCAUCAUCAUCAUCAUCAUCAUCAGACAAUCCCUCGUUAAAUGCCAACUUUGCCCACCCCAAAAUCACCACCACCAGGUUCGGUGGCAUCGUCAAUGAAGAACUCAUAAUAUUCUCCAAAUCCCCCAACGUGCUAUUCAUCCAGCACUCCAACGAUCAAGUAAUGAUCUCCAAGGACUUUGGCGGCAAAUGGCACGCAGUAGAUACCGAUAAGAUCAUUUCCAAUUAUAACAAUAAACAAAAACAUCCUCACCAGAAACUACCCAGCUCUCCCAAAUUGCUCAAAUUGAUCAAAAAUCACUUCAUCGAUGGCGAAUUGUUGUUGACCACUAACACCAAUGCCAUGUUCAAAUCACAGAAUUACGGUAAAGAUUGGGAGGUCGUACGAGUAGCCGACAGGAUAGAAAUGUACAAUUCCCAAGAAUUGCUGAGCAAAGACGUCAUUCUAAAUAAUUUCAACGAAACUUAUCCCUUGAGUUUCAAACAAAACUCCAGAAAAUCAUACUUGUCAGCCAUCGAGAAUUGUAUUGACAAUAAUAUCGAUGGGUACUGUUUGAAACAAUUUUACUACACCCAAGAUGAUUUCAAAACAUCAAAUAAAUUGCAGGUCGCCACAACCUGCUUGUUCAUCGAUGAAGCUCAACCAGCAGUCAUUUGUGUAACCGGUGCCGGAUCCUUGAUCCUCUCUAGAAACUGGUUUGACAACGACGACUACGAAACCUUAUUGAGCGAUGGGCAACUUAACCAGGUCCACUAUUACGACAACUUAUACAUUGGCACCGGCGCUAAUAAAAUCCACCUCUCUUCCAAUGGGUCGGUUUGGGCGUCGCAUGAAUUUACAGAUAUCCAAGAUUAUCAUCUUGUCAAAUCCUCAUACCAAAACACCAUCAUGUUGGUACAAAAAUUAAACGACCAAAUGGGGAAAUUAUUCAAAGUGUCAUUCAACGUCAUGAAAAAUCAAAUCUCCGUCACCGAGUCUUUGAAUUUCGUCCAUAGAAACCCCAACGGUUUAAUAGACUAUGAACCCAUUUCACCAAUCGACGGGAUCAUCAUGACCAAUCAGAUCGCCAAUGGCCAAACAAUAAUUGAAAACCUCGACCAAGAAUUGCGAUUGAAUACCAUGAUAACCUUUGAUAACGGCGACCAAUGGCAGAAUUUGCAAAUUCGAUCCAACCAACAACAACAACAAUUAAAUUUACACUCCAUCAUCCGGAAAUCUACAAAUAUCAACCAUGUGGAACGUAAGUACCGUUCAUCAUUCAUUCCGUCGGUGAUAAUGGGAGUUGGCAACCUUGGAGAAAAAUUGGAAAAUUACGCCGAUGGUGAUACUUGGAUCUCCACCUCCAACGGGAUCGAUUGGCAUAAAGUAUUGGAUGGUCCGCACCUUUUCCAAUUUGGUAACCAGGGCACCCUUAUCGUGGCGGUUCCUGACUCCUCCAAAGACUCGCUGGUUAUAAAAUACUCUUUAGAUUUUGGCGCCACAUGGGAAUCUUACGAGUUACUGAACAAUGGUCCACGGAAAUUCAUCGAUUUAAUCAACGCUCCCGGUGAAUCUUCGGGGAAAUUCGUGUUGAUCACCGAUUCUAUUGAUUCCCAACCAGCCUGUGAAAUUAUCCAGUUAGAUUUCACCGAGUUGUUGGAAAGUCUCCCCAAAUGUUCCCUUGCCAAAGAUUUCGGCCAGUUUUUUGUCGAGACUACUGCCAACGAUCAUUGUUUCAAUGGGUUUCGACAAUCAUUUCAACGCCGUAACCCAGAAACCGUUUGCAGAAUCAGUAAUGAUGGCGAAAUCAAUUCCGUCACCAAAGAACCUUGUGACUGCACCCAAUUGGAUUACGAAUGUGCCAUUGAUUUUUACCCCGACAUUGAUGGCAAUUGUAUCACCAACAAGACUGAAUUAACCGCGGGGUUUUUAUCGGAUGAAUUCUGUGAUGGCAAGACCAAAGCGUAUUGGCAACCUAGUGGGUAUAUGAUCAAGGAUGGUAAUUUGUGUACUGCUGUUAACGGGUUAAAACUUGAUGAAAACGUCGAGACUCCGUGUGCCAACUAUGAUGGCAUGGAAGAUGAUGAUUAUAAAGAUACUAACCCAUCAGAAAAAUUGGCCAAAGCAAUAAAGGCUACCAAGUACCAUGAUGAUGAAGCUAAUGACGUGGCUGAUACUUGGUUUUUCGAACUCGAUGGGUUUGUUAAAAAAUUUGAUUAUUUAUUAUCCACAAAUAACCCAAAAAACAACGAGGACGAUGAAGUAAUUAUCAUGCUAACUUCCACUAACAAAGCAUUCGUUUCUUAUUCACACGGUGUUGAUUGGCACCAAGUGGGGUCGGCUUACGAUAUCAUUAAUUAUUCUGUGGAUUUGGAUAACGGAAGAGUAUCGUUGAUCACAUUGCAGAGCAAAGUCAUUUAUUCUCAUGAUAAUGGGUAUCAUUGGAGAAGUUUUAUGAUGCCACUUCAAGAACAAGACCUGGAGAUCUUAUCAGCAUUGCAAAUCGAAUACAAUAAAUUGCACCGUAACUGGGUAAUCUUCACCGGGAAAGUGAGUGAUGGCCGAUCAGUGUCGUAUAUUUCCACCGAUUUAGGGAACUCCUGGAAAGUUUUACAAGACAAUGUGAUGCUCGGAUGUGUCUUUGCCAGUAAUCACCUCGACAACGGCGAUGAUAGUGCUUUAAUUUAUUGUUCACAUUUGCAACAAAACGGGAACGGGAAAUUAGUAUCGUCUAAUGAUUUUUUCGCCAGCGAGACCCCAAUUUUGUCCAACUUGAUAUCAUUUUGGGCCGAUCAUAAAAAAGUGUUGAUUGGGGUGACCGUCAAUGAUACCACUGAGUCAAUCCAGUUGUUUAGUAGUUAUAAUGGCGAAACCUGGAAAAAUAAAUCAUUACCAUAUAGAUCCAAUUUCCACCAGGAUCAAUUAGUAUUAUUUGAUUUGAAAGAUUACGGGUACCUCAAUACCCAACAAGCUGGUGCUGCUGGUGCUGCUGCUGGUGGUGAUAAUUUCCAAUUCUUCGUGAUGAAUGACCAUGUUAAGAAUGACAAGGGUCGAAGGUUUGGCGAUAUUUAUAAAUCUAAUUCCCACGGGGACCAAUUCACCUUAAUGAAGGCCAAUGUUGAUUAUAAUGGGUCGUCGUCGGGGGUGGAAUUUCAAAACUUGUUUGGUCUCGAUGGGGUGGUGGUGGUCAAUUCGGUGUUGAACGCCGGAAGGUUUAUGAAACCCGAGGAUCAUAGUCGAUUCAACGUCAACGACAAAAUUAUUCAAUCGCAAAUAACCUUUGACGAUGGGACAAGUUGGCGAUACUUGACCCCACCAGAUGAGGAUUCUAAUGGCAAGAAAUACCUGUGUCAUGGGAAAUCCCCAAUAGAUUGUUCUUUACAUUUGCACGGCAAAGAUCUUCAGAAUAAAUCGAUUUCUUCCCCAUCCACGGUAGGAGUAUUGAUGCUGGUGGGGAAUGUCGGGGCGGCGUUGGCCAACUAUGAGAAUUGUGAUACGUUUAUGUCACUUGAUGCCGGGAUCACUUGGAAAGAGGUUGCCAAAGGCCCGCAUAAGUUUGCAUUUGGGGAUCGUGGAGCGGUGAUGGUUAUGAUUGAUGCGGUGGGUAUCACUUCAGAAAUUCACUAUUCUACUGAUUUAGGGAAUUCUUGGAAGCUGAUCAAUUUCACCGAUAUUCCUAUUGAAAUCUCGUCAAUUGCCACGGUACACACCGAUACUUCUAAAAAAAUUUUGAUAUUCAAUACUGAUCAUACCAUGAUUUACCCCGUUGAUUUCGCGAAGUUAUUGAACAGGAACUGCAAGUUCGAUCCGUAUAUUGGUCUGAGUGAUUUCGAAACCUGGACCCCGUACCAUCCUGAAGGUCACAAGCAUAGAAAAUGUUUAUUUGGGAAAGAGAUGAUUUAUUACCGGAAAAAACCCGACUCGGUAUGCCAUAUUGGGGACGCGGUUCCUAAAGAUGAAGAUGGGAAAAUCGCUGGUUAUUGUACUUGUGUCGAGAUCGAUUUCGAAUGUGAUAUCAAUUACUUCACCAACAAGCAUGGGCAAUGUCAAAUCAUUGAUGAAUUGCGAUCGGUGAUUGAGCAGCAGUACUCUGUUUUCUGUGGAGAAAUGAGCGAUAUUGUCGAAUACCAAUUGCCGAGCGGGUACCGUAAGGCGUCUAUUACCCAAUGUGAUUCGAAGCUGGGGUUGGGUCUAGAUAGAUCGGUGACCACGGCGUGUCCUGGGAAACAACGCCAAUUCGACGAUAUCCAUAUUGGAUUACGUGGUGGUCGUUUAUUGGUAUUCGUGGUUAUUAUAUUGUCCGGGAUGGUGAUUAUUGGCUACAUGACGAUCAAGUACGUUUAUCUAGGAACGUUUCAUAAUCAAAUCAGGUUAGGUGAUGGCGGUGAAGACGGAGAAGAAGAAGAAGAAGAAGGGUACUUGUAUUUACAAGUGCAUAAAGACAUUUCAAUGAUAGCAUUGAUCAGAAGAGACAUGAUGAGGCUUGGGGAGAAGAUCGUGAGAGGUGGGGUGGGGUUGGUGUUAAUGGUGGUUGAUCUAAUCCAAGAAAGUAAUGAUCGAAUGCGUCAUCAUGGCAGCAAUGAUAGAAAUCGGUAUCAUCGGGUGUAUGAGGGCUAUUUAGAUAAUGAAGAGGAACAAGGGUAUCAUGAUCGUUCCGAGUCCGAAGACAGAGAGAUUAGAAGGUUUGUGGUCGAUGAUGAUGGCCAGGGGUUUUAG
Messenger RNA from Saccharomycopsis crataegensis, 4800 nucleotides. RefSeq lists its product as uncharacterized. The record is from RefSeq and is a predicted model, not a curated record. Gene Ontology annotation, cellular component: membrane; Golgi apparatus. Gene Ontology annotation, biological process: protein targeting to vacuole; Golgi to vacuole transport; Golgi to endosome transport. Bases 1 to 4800 code for a protein of 1599 amino acids. Gene Ontology annotation, molecular function: protein binding. The transcript has a single exon. Lineage: Eukaryota; Fungi; Ascomycota; Saccharomycetes; Ascoideales; Saccharomycopsidaceae.